This is a messenger RNA of Pelobates fuscus (common spadefoot toad), 2005 nucleotides long. RefSeq names its product mitochondrial poly(A) polymerase (gene MTPAP). The record is from RefSeq and is a predicted model, not a curated record. Gene Ontology annotation, molecular function: poly(A) RNA polymerase activity. Bases 10 to 1683 code for a protein of 557 amino acids. NCBI's taxonomy places the organism in Eukaryota, Metazoa, Chordata, Amphibia, Anura, Pelobatidae. Gene Ontology annotation, cellular component: mitochondrion. The transcript is spliced from 9 exons.
GUCGCGCGCAUGCGCGGUGCUGCUAUUUCGACUGUCAUGGCGUCCUGCAUGAAAAUGCGUUCCCUGACAAGGGUCACCAACCGGGCAGUGAGUACUUUAGGAGGAAAUCGGCUGAAGGUGUCGGCAGAAGAGGCCACAGUGGCAGAUCAAGAAGUCACAAGGAAAACAUUCACAGAUAUCCAGAGAGAACGACAUAAACAAGCAAAUCUAUCUGUUCUUAUUAGCUGUCCCCCCUAUUUUAAUGAAAACAAGUUUAUGAAAUAUUUAUCUCCGCAUGGGAAAGUAGCCAAUCACUUCUUUUAUGAAAGUUAUGGCAUUCAUGCAGUGGUGGAAUUUGUGGAAAGAGAAAGCAUAGAUUCUCUUCGAGCUGCAACUAGGGUCCCACAUGGAGAUGAUGAGUGUGUUGUUCCAUUUAAAUCUAGACUUCUCACUCUCAAAUCAGAUCGUGCUCUAGAUCGAACAUCCAUUCAGUGCCUCCGACAAUCUGCAGUUCCUAUAAAUGAAUUAAUUCAGAAGUUGUGCAAGGCCCAGGAUAUUAAUGAGCAAGUCUAUACACUCCUAGAAGAAUACCAGCUAACAGAUGAGAAUAUACGCCUUCGGUUCCUUGUGUCGUCUUUGAUAAAGGAUGUUGCUACAGCCUACUUCCCAGAAGCCACAGUAGAUCCCUUUGGCUCAACUGUAAAUUCCUUUGGCAAACUGGGUUGUGAUUUAGACUUGUUUUUGGAUUUGGAUAACAUUGGAAAAAGUAGUACUGGAAAGGCUACGGGUUCUUUUACUUCGGAGUAUCUAAUGAAGCAUGUUCCAUCUGGAAGGGUAGUGACGCAGAGGAUUCUUUCGGUCAUCAGUGAAUGCAUAGAUAAUUUUGGACCUGGAUGUACUGGUGUGCAAAAAAUAUUAAAUGCACGAUGUCCUCUAGUACGAUUUACUCACCAGCCUGCAGGCCUCCAGUGUGAUCUCACAUCAGAUAAUCGAAUUGCGCUGAGGAGUUCAGAGCUUCUUUACAUAUAUGGGAAUUACGAUAAUAGAGUCAGAGCUCUGGUGUUCGCCUUGAGAUGCUGGGCUCGAGUUCAUGGAAUUACAAGUGCCAUUCCGGGGGCCUGGAUAACAAACUUCUCCCUCACCAUGAUGGUCUUGUUUUUCCUGCAGAAGAGAAACCCUCCAGUCAUCCCAACACUGGAUCAACUGAAAAGUCUAGCAGGGAAAGACAAGUUUAUUGUUGAUGGCAAUGAUUGCACGUUUGUUAGCGAUCUGAACAAGAUUCCGCCCUCAAAAAAUUCUGAAUCUAUAGAUGUGCUGCUCUGUGAUUUCCUUGAAUUUUAUGGAAACUUCGAUUUUAUCAAAAAUGGCAUCAAUAUCCGAAAGGGAAAGGAACAGAACAAACCAGAUUCAUCUCCUUUGUACAUCCAGAAUCCUUUUGAACAGACCCUAAACGUUAGCAGAAACGUUAACCAUUCCCAGCUGGAAAGGUUUAUUGCCUUAGCCCGCGAAAGUGCCUGGGUUCUGCAAGAACAGCGGAACACUUCCUCAGAAAGAGACAAGCAGGCCUGGGGUCUAGCUGCAGUAUUUCUUCCUUCAGUGUCUCAGGGUAUUGGGAAGGGCAAGAGAAAGAAGAGGAAAGGGUUUGCAAGUGAGCGGAUUAAAGGUCUUUUGGAAUCUUUGAAGAAUACGGACAAAACUAGGUAGUUACGGAAAGACACUAGCUAAUAGAACAUUGGUCUGUUGUCAUCAAGCCAAGUCCAGAAAAAGGAUUGACUUACAAGAACGUUCUUUGAAACAUUGGUACCUCUUUUAGUCUGUUUCCUGAACAAAAGAUGAAGUUAUCGUCUUAGCCUGGAAAAAUAGGGAACGAAUGGAGUUCAUGUGGAUUGAACUGACAAUAUUAGAAGAAAAAAAAAAGAAACUCCAUAACCUGUAAAAUCUGUAAUAUUUUAUAUUGGAGCCCAGCAGAAUAUUUUUGAAACACAAUAAACAUGUUGGGUGUUUUUUCAUUUCAUUUCCUUUUUUU